AUGGACCCGCUCAAGGCUCUGGACAUGGAGCAUCGCUCGGGCAUCUCGCAGCGGGAGGUGGAGGACUUCGCCAAGCGCAUGGACCUGAUCGCCAAGGCCAUGGAGGACGUCAAGAACGGCACGUUCGACCCGCUCAAAUGCAACAUUCCGGGCUACAAGACGCCGGAGCAGGAGGAGCUGGAGCGCAAGGAGCGCGCCAAGCGGGAGGAGGAGCGACGCAAGCGCGAGGAGGAGCGCAGACGUAGAGAGAGGCAGGAGGAACACGACAACUGGUGGCACAAGGCCGAGCUGCGCUACUCGAUGCGAGACGUCGAGGAGAAGAACGAGGACGAGAAAGAAGCCAACAUGAGCAAGAGCGAGCGCUGGGCCAACCGCAUCAUCGCCGCGUACAAGGCGCGCGACGCCAACGACUACUCGCUGUGGGAUCAGUGGGUGCCCGAGGACCCGGUCUCGCUGCAGGAGAAGGCGGAGCGGGAGGCCGAGCUCGAGAAGCUGCGCAACCGUGAGUUCGAGACGAACAACCCCGAGUUCUGCAACCAGUUCAAGAAGGACAUGGAGGAGCGUCAGCGCUCGCAGGAGGAGAAGGCGCGCACCGCUGAGCGUCUGAAGCAGAAGGGCAACCGCUUCUACAAGAAGAAGCAGUACGAGGACGCCAUCAAGAGCUACAUGGAGGCGCUGCUGGCCUCUCCCUUCAACGUGGCCAUCCUCGCCAACAUCGCGCAGUGCUACCUGCGGCUGGAUCAGCUGGACGACUGCGUCGAGUUCUGCACGCGCACGCUGUACGUGGACGAGAAGCACGUCAAGGCGCUGUCUCGACGAGCAACCGCGUGGCACCGGCAGGAGAAGCUGAAAGAGGCGGCCGAGGAUAUGAAGAAGGCCUUUGAGCUGGACGGCGAGAACGCGGACGUCGUGGAGCAGCACUCGAUCAUCGUGGGGGACUACGAGGACUCGAUCACCAACAGCGAGUUGGAAGCUGCGUUAAACUCCAAGCACAAGACUAGCCCCUCAACGCUAUCGGUCGGUCCCUCCUCCAUCGAGGAGCUGCGGUUCGCACUGGAAUUGCUCAAGAAGAUGGACGAGCAAGCAACUGCGGACAAUGGAGGGCAAAGAAGUCGGGUUCAGGACGCGUGGGUUGCUUACGACCUCCUGCUGCCCUUCGUGGAGAGGAACGAGCACGUGCGCGCGAAGUUCCGAACGUCCGGCGAGAUGGACAAGCUCUGCAAUCGUAUCUUGAGUGCCUUGGAGCCACCAGAAGCUGGAGCUGAGGUCGACAGUUCUCGUUUACAAACGGAAGAAGUGAUCGUUAGUGCGAUGAUCAACUGCGCAGCAGCUGCAGUGGCUGACACGCCGCGCAACCAAGUGGUGAUGUUCCGUCACGUGGACUUCCGGAAGCUCAUGUUGGCAUCGUUUGGAGCUAUGGGCAAGGAGACGACGACUUCUAGACCAACAAGAACCUCAUGGUUAGUCCAAGCAAGCGUCACGCGCUUUCUGGAGCAGGCUUUUGACUCGAAGAGCUGGCGGAACGCGAUGGUGUCAUCGGAAGAGGUGCUGGCAUCACUAUUAGCAGCUUUGAGUCUUCCCAUCGACGAACCGAACGUGCCGCGUGACGAAAGAGCUUCGAAAAGGGCGAUUACAUUGGCUGCGUCCAGCAUUUGUUUCACGCUGAGCAGUGACAGCGCUGGCAUUCAGGCCUUUAGUAGACGUAGCGGUGACUGUCUCGCUGCCGUCGCCCAGGCGCUCGAAUCAAGUCGUCGCGCCAAGUCCGCUGCUGGGUCAUUGCAAAAUCUGCUGGGGUUUCUGACCAACUUGUCCACCGACAGUACAAUCCGCAAGGCCAUUGAGGGCAACAACUGUGUGGAAACUCGUCGGAAGCUCGUUCAGGUCCUGCUUCGAAUCGCAGAGGCAACCUACAGCAGCGAGCAGCCAGGACCAUCAACUUCUGUGGACUAUACUAUCUGUGAGCGAGCUCUCGGCGCGCUGCUGAACCUGUCGUUCUCUGAAGCCUCACAAGUUCGGACGCUUCACUUGCUCGAGUUUAAGGCGGUCAACGUCGUUGAGAGCAUCCUCACGCAAGCAAACCCGUCGAAUUUUUCGUCCUCGAUCCUCAUUUUAUCACGAGCUGCCAGCAUCCUGUGCCGCCUGCAUUCUCCCUGCAGAGGAGAGGAGACAGCGAAAGAUGAAGUGUUUGGCCGCCUCACGGGGCAACAGCUUCUCUCUCAGCUCUUCACAGUGUGCGAGUAUGCCAACUCGAGCUUCAGUGGGAAAGCGUUUACGAUUCCGGAGGAGCUUUGGCAGCUUUGUGCGCAGAUCUGGUGCCACUUCGGCUGGUGCGCCCACCUCAUGAGCGCCCGAUCUUUCCUGCGCGAGAAGAAGGCCGUGCCGCUGUUGACUCAAGUGAUAGCGCUUGCAAACGCGCAGAAGGCCUACCACCGACCGAGUGGGGCGACGACUGCGUGCGAGAGACUCGUUGGGAAUGUCGUCAAGGUGCUGAUCGCCAUGGAGUCCGAUCGUGAUCCAGGUGACACCAAGGCAUUCCGGAAGAAAAGCACGCUAGCUGUACUGGUGAAGGCUCUACAGGACCUAUCCGACGGCCUCGCUCGCAAGAACGUGGCUAUUCUACUGGCCAAGUUGUGCCAGGCCGACUCACAGGUCAAGGACGCAGUGCGCGAGCUGCGAGGGAUCGAGAUGAUGCUGACUGUGAGUCAGUCGCUCAAGCAGCGCCCCGCAGUGCUGUCGCGUUAG
Phytophthora sojae is the source of this 2742-nucleotide messenger RNA. RefSeq lists its product as hypothetical. Gene Ontology annotation, cellular component: mitochondrion; cytosol. The record is from RefSeq and is a predicted model, not a curated record. Gene Ontology annotation, molecular function: heat shock protein binding. The coding region runs from base 1 to 2742 and encodes 913 amino acids. Lineage: Eukaryota; Oomycota; Peronosporomycetes; Peronosporales; Peronosporaceae. The transcript is spliced from 4 exons.